Molecule: messenger RNA, 252 nt
Organism: Monoraphidium neglectum
Lineage: Eukaryota; Viridiplantae; Chlorophyta; Chlorophyceae; Sphaeropleales; Selenastraceae
Exons: 1
Source: RefSeq, a predicted model, not a curated record
GCCAACGCGAAGGCGCAGGCCGUGACCGUCGGCGGCGGCUUCGGCGGCGGCGCCAGCCAGGCCAACGCCAAGGCGACCGCCGCCACGUACACCCAGCGUGGCUUCGGCGGCUUUGGCGGCUUUGGCAACCCCUACUUCAACCGCGGCUUUGCGCCUUACGGCGGCUACAACCAGGCGCAGGCGCAGGCACAAGCCCAGGCGCUGGCCGCCGGCGGCGGCGGCUGGCGCGGGCUGCUGGGGCUCGCGAACUAG